Molecule: messenger RNA, 2037 nt
Organism: Anguilla rostrata (American eel)
Lineage: Eukaryota; Metazoa; Chordata; Actinopteri; Anguilliformes; Anguillidae
Exons: 8
Coding region: 34-1581 (515 amino acids)
Source: RefSeq, a predicted model, not a curated record
UAUGAACUAACUGUAAUUUCCCUCCAUACUGAAAUGCAAUAUUAUCAUGUUUUGUGCUUAGUUAGAUCUCUGUAUUUGGUAUGUUUUUCUCUUUCUGCAGUGUUGGUACAGUACAAAUACCUUUCUGGGGAGGGAAAGGGGGUCUCUCUACAAGCCCCUGCUGAGACCAACGGGACAGAAUUCAUCUGGGAGUGGACGUCACAUGAUGGAAGCUACACAAACACUCGGAUAAUAACUAUACCUUCCGAUGGGAAGGUUAAAUUGAAUUUGUCUAUUACAAGACAAGGGAAGUACGACAUUUAUCUGCAACCAAAGUUACAAAAUGCAGGAGUUUUUACUUUCAUUCAAACUAAACCAGAGAAAGUAAAAGUGGCCCAGUUUGAAGUGUUCGCUGCAGAAGUGAAACCAUCUCGCUGGUCCAGUGUAAAAGAAGGUUCUGAUGUGACCAUGAGCUGUGAAGUAUCACACCUUCCAGAUUCAGCUACACUGGACUGGGAAAGGGACAGAGAACCUACUGCUAACACAACGCUGAUCUACAACAACACUGCCCACAUCAUCAUCCACAGUGCUGACCGAUACAGUGAGGGAACGUAUAACUGCACACUCAGAUGGAAUGGAGCACUUAUUUUCAGCAUUCCCAGGACACUUAACGUCUCCAAGGGUAUACGUGGAGCACACGCUCUGUACAGAGGGAGUUUGAACAGCAGUAAGGUGUUGCUACUCUGCCAUUCUCUGAUCUCAUACAAAAAAGCUGAUUGGCAAUGGGAGCCAUUGUCUGGAGCAAAUACAAUCAUUGUGGCCUCAGCUGAUAUAUAUAAGAAUGCUUUGAUUUCCAUGGAGAUAGAUAAAGAGAGAUUCUCAUUGGAGCGCUAUGAUGGAUUUAAUUUCCCUCUGAGAAUCUCACCAGUGAAGUUUGGAGACAGUGGAAUGUACUUCUGUCAUUGUGGACCCUACGUGACAGCCACAGUAACGCUGGUAACUGUUCAGGUCUCAGCAGUGCCCCCUGGUGGUCCGACCAGGAAUCUGUCAGUUGUGCUGAACUGUGAGAUAUCACAGGUGAUCGGCUCUGUGACCCUGGCCUGGCUCCGGAUGAAGGGGGGCAGGGGGGAGCUCGUAAAGCAGGAGGUCCUGAGUGAGAGGCACCCAAAAAAGAUGCUCAGUCUCACCCUGCCCAUUCUGAAUAGAGACCAGCUGCACUGGGCCUGUGCGGUGUUCACAGAGAGCAUGCUCAGAGCACAGGUCCCUCUGCACCUCACACUGCUGACACCCAUCACUGAACCUGAAAAGCCAAAGCCAGAUAAUGGGAGGAUGCUGGUGAUCGGUGUGGCCUGUACUGCUGCUGUGUGUGUUGGAGUGCUGUUGCUGUUAGGAGGUCUGUUGUUUUGGCGUCUGAAAACAGCAGUGGGUCCCUCCACAUCACCAGCUGAAGGGAAUGGUGCAGCUGAUGCAGUCUACAGUGACAUCACAGAUCUGCAGCGGGGUCAAGACCCUCACAGACAACAACGGAGGCAGUUGAACCCCCAGUCUCAUUCUGAACAAGAAGAAAAUGAAAACUACUCAAUGAUUCAAAUGGAUAAAUGAAACAAAGCCCACAUUUAAAGUUGACAUUUCAAGUCUGUUCAGUGCAGCUCAAUUAGAGAUGGCAAAAGAAAAUAUGCAGAUCUUACCAAGAUCUCUUACUGUGUGAAUAUGCCACUGUUGCAUUCUGUUUUGCGAAAGUAAGCUUUUACUAGAAUCUGAUAAUAUUUAGAUUUUGACUGUGAACAACACAGUUGUAACGUGGAAAAUAUAAAUGUUAACAAGUUUUUUUAAAUACCUUUUUUGCAGUUUUUUUUCUUUGUUUAAAAAAAUGUGUACUCCGGUUUGUUGACUAUUUAAUGUAUGAACAGCAGGGAGUGAUAUUGUUCAAGAAAUAAGCAACAUAUUUAUGUACAGGCUAGUAGUGUCUGGAUAUGGUGGUGUGCUCUUCAGUGUGCUUUUAUCUGUUGUUAAGAAGAAUACUUUUUAUUUUUAAUAAUAAAGCAGCUGUGAAAGGAA